This is a messenger RNA of Pygocentrus nattereri (red-bellied piranha), 1920 nucleotides long. RefSeq names its product MFNG O-fucosylpeptide 3-beta-N-acetylglucosaminyltransferase (gene mfng). Bases 486 to 1430 code for a protein of 314 amino acids. The transcript is spliced from 10 exons. Gene Ontology annotation, cellular component: membrane. The record is from RefSeq and is a predicted model, not a curated record. Gene Ontology annotation, molecular function: O-fucosylpeptide 3-beta-N-acetylglucosaminyltransferase activity. Gene Ontology annotation, biological process: regulation of Notch signaling pathway. Lineage: Eukaryota; Metazoa; Chordata; Actinopteri; Characiformes; Serrasalmidae.
CCACAGCCUCAUCCAACACACACACACACAGAGUGUCAGAGCCAGCAGGCAGUGGGCUCUACACUCAGCAACUUCCUAAAGGGAAACUUUUACAACUUACACCUUUAAAAAAUACAGGAGCUGCUGCUUUAACUCUGUCUGGGGAGCUUUUUAGCCAACGCUGGGUUUCAGGAGCCACUUUUACUUCUACGUGGACCAUCAUGUCAUCACCCUGCCGGAGGAUGGCUUUACUCGGCUCGACUCUACCCACUUCUGCUGGUUUCAGUGGGUUGGCCAACAGCGUGCAGGGCGAAAGCUGCAGGAGGAAAUGCUCUCGAAGUGUCUGGGGUGGCGUGAUGAAUAGAGGAAGUGUGAGGAGUCACGCUAGAUCGAGCUAGAGGCGAAGGAAGAACCUUCAGACCAUGAUGCCCACAAUGCACCCCAUCCACCAGACCAUGUUCUCUGGACCCUGAAGGAUGUGACCGGACUGCUCCACUGUCUUCAGGAUGACCAUGAGGAGGCUCUGUCGGGCCCUGCCUUUCGCCCUGGUGACCACCUGCGUCUUCGGCAUUUUCCUGCACUUGCAGAUGCGAACCAAGGACAGCCCGAAGCUCCCCAGUGAAGGGAUGCAGGGGAGAAUCAAACCUCUGAGGCUGCAGGACAUUUUCAUCGCAGUGAAGACCACGGGCCGUUUCCACGGCAGUCGCCUCGCGCUCCUGCUGGACACGUGGAUAUCCAAGACCAAGGGGCAUACAUAUAUCUUCACAGAUACUGUAGAUGAGGACAUCAGCUCUAGAGGGUUUAACAUAAUUGUUACUGCUUGUUCUCCUGAACACAGCCAUCAGGCUCUGUCCUGCAAGAUGGCUGCAGAAUAUGACCACUUCAUGGACUCUGAUAAAGAGUGGUUGUGUCACGUGGAUGAUGAUAACUAUCUGAACCCGAAGCCUCUGCUGGACAUUCUCUCCACGUUCACUCCAGACACGGACGUUUACAUCGGCAAACCCAGCCUGGACCGACCAAUGAGGGCAGUGGAGCUGCUGCAGGGGAACAAGACCCGAGAGGUGAGCUUCUGGUUUGCUACAGGAGGAGCAGGAUUCUGCCUCAACAGGAAACUGGCCGAGAGGAUGGCUCCAUGGGCCAGUGGUCCCAGGUUCGAGCAGACCUCCGCUGUAAUCAGGUUGCCUGAUGACUGUGCCAUGGGUUUUAUCGUGGAGAAGCGGCUGGGUGUCUCCAUGAUCCACAGCAACCUGUUCCACUCGCACCUGGAGAACCUGCUGCUGCUCACACCCAGAGAUAUACCAAGACAGGUUACUCUGAGCUACGGAGUGUUUGAAAACAAAAUGAACACUGUGGAGGUGAUGGGGGCAUUCAGUAAGGAUAAGGAUCCUUCCAGGUUUAGAACAGUCCACUGUCUGCUGUACCCGUUAACCAGCUGGUGUCCAUCACCCUGAUACACACCCAGACACCAGGAACCAUACACACAAGGGUUCUAAUGUCAAACCGAUGAUUUAUCAGAUUUCUGCCUUAUUUAAGAUGAUCUUACAGACAGGAACCGAUCCUCGAUCAGCACUCCAAAUCUGAGAAGCUCAGGCCAAGAACUCCCAGGAGACAAACACGUGUAGAGAAUGGACAGAGAACAUGAUCAUUCUCUCCUGGUUCUAGACCUUUUUUCCCUGGAGAGGAAGCUCACACUUCUAGAAUAUGAACUACACUAUUCCUAAAGGAGAACCAUACAGUUCCUAAGGGAGAGCCACACAUUUCCUAGUGGAGAACUAUAUACGUCCUGAAGGAGAACCAUGCAUUUCCUUUAGAACAAUCUCCAUAUUGAUGGAGAAUGUGUUGAAUACACCUCUAUAUAGAACCUUUUUGAAAAUGGUUCCAUAUAGCACCAAAAAGGGUUCUUCAAUGUUACAAGCUUGACAUCGUAAUGAUAGCUGAACC